GCUAGUUCGAGGCGCUGCAGGCCGCCGAGGUGCUUUUGCGGCCGCCCCGGGAGCCGAGCAGCUGCCCGCGCCGCCGCCCGACCUCCACGAGGACAUCAAUAAUUCCCAAGAGGCUGCCCGCGCCGCCGGAGCCGCGCCACGAUGCGCACGACACGUAGAAAGGCCGCCGCGCCACUAUGCAUCUCGGGCAACGAGAUGGAGCGCCUUCGAAGCUUCACGCGGCCGCCCCCCAAGAAAGAAGAAGAUUUAAGGAACGAGCACUUGAAAAAACUCAGUGAGGAGCGCGUCAAAAACUGGCCGAACACGUUAGCCGCGCAGCGGAAAAAAAAGGAGCAGUGGAAGGAAAUUAGAGCUGCGGAAGAGGAGGCCUACCGCGUCAAGGUCGACAACGAGGAGCGCGAACUGCGCGAGGCCGCCGCCGCGAAGGCCUACGCGAAGGCGAAGUACCUCAAGUUCGAGAACCAAGAUAAAACGAAGUUUUUGCGCGCCCAGCAGUUGUAUUCUGAUUGUGUCUACGAAAGACAAGAACAAAUUAGGGAGAAGGAGGUCAUGAAGCUCUGGGAGAAGGAGAAGGAGAAGGCGUAUCAUGAGGACGUCAUGCGCCACGUCGCCGAGGGCGACCGGCGAGAGGCCGCGGAGUUAGAGGCAAGAAAACUGAAAAACGCCGUCAUCUGCAAGCAGCAGCAGGCGCAAUUAGCGGAGUUCCGCGAGAAUUAUCUCGAGCGACUGAGGAUUGAAAAGCGCGACGGCGAGCUCAUCCAGAAGAAAGUGGCGAGCAACCUCAAGGAGGACGUGCGCGCCCGAGAGGAAGAGGCCAUCAAGCAGCAGCUCAAACGCAAUGAAAACAAGCUCGCGAACGAGGAGCUCAAGAAGCUGAGGCUCGAGGCAGCUGUUGAAGAUCAGAUCAUCGACGCGCGCGUAAAAAAAGAAGUGAAGCGCAAGGAAUACUACGACGCGGAGAUCAAGAAGCAGAAAGCGAGGAUGUUCGCCGAGAAGCAGCGCAUCAAGCAGCGAUUGAUCGACAACGCGACGCGUAACCUCAUGAACCAGAUGGCGGCGGAUGAAUCGGCCCUGGAGGAGCAAGUGGAAGCGAUGAGGAAGAAGGAGGACGACUUGGAGGCUUUGAAGCAGCGGAACAUCAAGGAGCAGAAGUUGGCCAUUGACCAGGCGUGUAAGUCGGCGAUGGCUCGCCGUGCUAGAGAACGGGAGGAAGAUGAAAGACAGACUGCCGAAAUGGUCAAGGCCUGGCGGGCCAAGAAUAAAGAAAUAGAUGACGAGGCCGAGGCCGACGAGAAACGGCGCCAUGACGAGCUCAUGGAUCUGAAGAAAACGCAAUAUGAGCAGAGGGAGCAGUACCGAGCGCGCGUGCGCCAGGAACGGGCCGAUCGCUUGUCGGGCGAUACGGGCGAAGCCAACCGUAUAUUGCAGGAAGAUCUCGAGUUCAGACAAGAAGCGCAGCGCGAGAUCGACAAGGCGAAAGCGGCGGGCCGGCCGUGGUACAUGCUCCAGAAGGCGAAGGAGGCGAAGGAGCGGGCGCUGUUCCCUUCCGGGGGGUCGGGGAAGGCCUAAGUUGUCUUCUUCUUU
Pelagomonas calceolata is the source of this 1584-nucleotide messenger RNA. The record is from the annotation of a GenBank genome assembly. Lineage: Eukaryota; Pelagophyceae; Pelagomonadales; Pelagomonadaceae.